AUGAAGACAGCUGGUGUCUUCAUGGUCCUCACUCUGGUACUUUUAUGUUGCUUCUCAGGUGUUGCCACUGAGCCUCUGAAUCAGUUGCAGAAUGUUUGCAGAGCUUAUCCAAAACCAGCAAAGGGCCAAACCCUCGUCUGUACGAGUGUGUACAGGCCUGUCUGUGGCACCAAUGGUGUGACGUAUAACAACAGAUGUGAUUUGUGCCACGCAAAAUGGCAAACUGGAGGCACACUUAGCCUACAGCAUGAGGGAGCAUGUAUGAGACAGAUUGGUUGCAGUAAAUACCAACAAACAAAAGACCCACGCAAGAUAGUCUGCACACGGAUCUAUAAACCAGUCUGUGGAACUGAUGGUGUCACUUAUAGCAAUGAAUGUCUGCUGUGUGAAAAAAUCUUAAGGGGGUCUAACAUACGCUUGGCACAUCAAGGACAAUGUAAGGUGAAGGAUGACUGUGGUGAGUAUCAAAAACCACAAAAGGGUAAACACGUUGGCUGCGCAACGAUUUACAGACCUGUCUGUGGCACAAAUGGCAUCACAUAUAGCAACAAAUGUAACUUGUGUACAGCAAGAUGGAAAACUGGAGUCAACAUUGGCAUAAAGUAUGAAGGAAGAUGUAACCGCAAGAUCAACUAACGGAAGAAUUGGCAUAAAAUCGAAAAUAUUCUGCUUCAGUAUAAAUGAUAAAUUCUUCUGAUAGAGUUGUAAUUUGUCUUGUCCAUACAGCACUCCUGAUGGCAUUACCAUCUUG
Messenger RNA from Emys orbicularis (European pond turtle), 751 nucleotides. RefSeq names its product ovomucoid-like. NCBI's taxonomy places the organism in Eukaryota, Metazoa, Chordata, Testudines, Emydidae. The coding region runs from base 1 to 636 and encodes 211 amino acids. The record is from RefSeq and is a predicted model, not a curated record. The transcript is spliced from 9 exons. Gene Ontology annotation, molecular function: protein binding; serine-type endopeptidase inhibitor activity.